GUUAUUUUGACAAUAAUUUCUGUUUGCAUUUGGACAAAAAAAAUAAAGGAUAAAGAAGGGGUUGGAAACACUGUGGCAGACUCUUUUCUGUCCAAAAUAAAGAUCGCAAUUGGAUUUUAUCAGGUCACUUAUGGCUUGCUUGAAGCCUUCUCAUACAUUGAAUGGCCCGAGUCCGUACAGGUAAUCGGCAAGUAUUCUGAAACACUCAAGCUAAACAUACUUGAGAUGACUCCAAUUAACUGCAUCUUUAAGGACCUAAACGUGGAUGCUUUUGCAAACUUGCUCUCCAUGGUGGCAAUUAAUUUUGCCAUUGUCAUCUGUGCGGGCCUAAGCUACCUUGUAAGAAAAGCUGUUAUCUCAAGUAAAGCAAGAAUGGACGACGACGAAAAGUCACAUAAAAUAUCACAAGCUAAAGAAACCGUGUACAAAAAUUUGUUCUUUUUCCUGUACAUCACCUACCUUAGCACAUGUUCCAAGACAGCAGCUGUUUUGCCCCUUGCAUGCCGGGAACUUUGUCAGCACGAAGAUGAGGACUCUUGCACGAAGUACUUAAAAGCAGAUUACAGCAUACAAUGUCAUGGGCCUCUGUUCAAUAAACUGCUUAUCGCAGCAUAUUUUUCAUUGGCGUACGUUGUUGCUCUUCCUACUGCCACAUUCAUAAUCCUUUGGAGAAAACGAAGAGUAAUAAAAACCAAAGAAGAUGUCGUCAGAGGAUCUAAAGAUACAGCCUCUGGCAUUGAAAUAAUCAAGGGGUUGCAAUUUCUUUACGAAAACUAUACAGCUCGUUCGUGGUACUGGGAACUAAUAGAGACUUCUCGUAAAGUAAUCAUCACAUCCGGUUUGAUACUCGUGGGGCAGGAAAGCAGAUCAUACAUUGGCCUAGCAUGGGUCAUUGCAGGCAUAUAUGGAGUGUUUUUUGCCUGGAAUCGUCCGAUACAAGACGCCUUUGAAAAUCGACUGAUGGCCGCAUCCAUUGCCGUUACAGUUUUCAACUUGGGUGUUGGGGCGGUCAGUAAAAUUCCUUCAGAGAACUUACCUUCAGUGAGCGACGUUUACAUGGAUACUUUUAUAUUCAACAUAUUAGUUCUUGGAGCAAACAUCUUGGUCAUCGGAUUAAUUGCCUGUAAGAUUAUUACUAUUAUCUCCUUUAACUUUAUGCCACAAUACAACAUCUGGUGAUAACCAAGCUAUUUGAUGGUGAGUGACUUUUCUUAGAAUGGGACAUGUUCCAAAACGUCUGAUAAACAAAUAGAUUCCAAAUAGAGUGUGUCACAGAUGUUUUUAUUCUUGUUUUAUUGUUAUGUAAUCUUCUAUAGUUCAUGUAUUUCGAUGUUAGCCCGGAUAUGUUGAAUAUAUUUUUCCAACCCGUAUUUGAAAGGGUAAGUAAAUAUGUCAUAUUUGUCUGAAAAAAGGCCUAAAAAGGCUCACAGACGCAUUUAAUGGCUGUGAAAAAUUCAAGAAAACGCUCUGGUUUUGUUAUUUAUUUCAAAAAGUAAAGUGCUUCAAUGUUAUAAAACAAAUAGUAAUAAAAACACUGAAUUUGCAGCGGGUAAAAAGGGAGCAAAGUUAGAAACUUUUUAGGUCUCUUUUGACGGAAAGGAGUACCAUUUGUCAAUAGAAGUAUACGAAAUGGGUAUAUAAAAGGAUAAGGGGUUGAACCUCGGGGCGGAGUCUUUUUGUAUAACACUUUGUUGAUCAUUCCUCCGGGCACAGACAUGGCUCACUUGUUCUAAAAAAAUGUCUUACCACCUCCGAUAUUGCGGGCACUUAAGUCUGUUUGAACAUAAUAGUGAGAACUAUCGAGAGUGGUUUGGAAAACCGUAGGCUGUGUUCUGUACACUACUAUAUAUUAUGUUGAUAAACCGUUGGCCCCCUCAUUCAAACCUCGCACAUAUACCAAAAUCUAUGGGACUUGUUGUGUUGUGCAGGCAAGUCAAUAACUAAAUCACAUAUCUUAAUGGGAUUUCUGACGGUUAAGUGUACCGCUUCUUUUCAGUUGAGUACAUGCUGCACUUGUAUGCCUAUCUCAAGGAAUGGCACAAAAAUCCACAGUGGUCUUUCUCUUGCUGUCUAGCGCUGAUCCUUCCCUUUCUCAGUCUGCCAGAGGAUAUCAGUGGCAUAGAAAGAGCAAAUAUAAUGAGUAACCAAUUAGAAACAGGAGACAUCGAAAUGCCCACUAUUACGGAUGCCGUGCAAGACAGUGGAGCUGUUAAUAUCUCGCUUGAGGAAGGCGGGGAAUCUGACUGUGAACAUCAGGAUAACGCCCAAAACAGCACCACUGCGCAAAUUAAUAGGGCUUUAGAGAACAGUGUUGGAGAAAAGGAACAAGAGGAUGGUAACACGAAAGUGACAAAUAUUAUGCGCACUAGUACUCAGCUAAACAGCAAUGAAAGGAAAAUAGAGGCCUUUGCAAUUCUCUCACAGCAAAAGUCA
Porites evermanni is the source of this 2433-nucleotide messenger RNA. The record is from the annotation of a GenBank genome assembly. Lineage: Eukaryota; Metazoa; Cnidaria; Anthozoa; Scleractinia; Poritidae.